Molecule: messenger RNA, 1254 nt
Organism: Oppia nitens
Lineage: Eukaryota; Metazoa; Arthropoda; Arachnida; Sarcoptiformes; Oppiidae
Product: RYamide receptor-like
Exons: 4
Coding region: 1-1254 (417 amino acids)
Biological process (GO): neuropeptide signaling pathway
Cellular component (GO): membrane
Molecular function (GO): neuropeptide receptor activity
Source: RefSeq, a predicted model, not a curated record
AUGGAUCCGCUCUGGUAUGUCGGCAAUAAUAUAUCCUUAAGUUCAUCAAACAUACCGGCACUUGAAGCCCUAAGUUUCUGGCCCUAUCAGGUACUACUCAUUGGUCUCUAUUCAACUACUGCCCUGAUAUCCCUGAGCUUCAAUGUGGUAACCAUACUCGUACUGGUCAAAGGUGAUCGGCUAUCAUCGGAAUUAUGGAAAUUCCUGGUCAAUCUAUCGGCAGCCGACAUAACAAUGGCCACAUUUAGCAUACCGUUUACCUAUACAGGCUUUAUGUUAGGCCGUUGGAUAUUUCCGACGUUUCUCUGUCCGAUUGUCCAGUUUGUACAGUUGUUGUCGGUGUUUGUAUCGGUUUGGACACUGACUGCCAUCGGGUUUGACAGAUAUUUUGCAAUUGUCUAUCCGUUUCGGUCAUUACUAUGGCUAAGGCGACACAAAUUGUUGGCAAUCAGUAUGAUAUGGUUAGUCGGGUCGACACUGGCCUCGUCACAGUUGGUCAAAUCGAAAGCCGAACCGUUUCCCUACCGAAACCAUGUCUACUAUGACUGUCGGGAGGAUUGGGACGAAACGGCCGGCCGAUUCUAUACGGUAUCAGUAUUUAUGGCCACUUUUCUCGUACCGAUAGUGGCCCUGACUUUUGUCUAUACGAAAAUCGGUGUCCAUAUUGUCAGGCAUGCGAUGCCGGGUAAUCCCGACCGUAAUCGCGAUGUCGUACGAGUUAAUCGCAAAAUUAAGGUAAUCAAAAUGUUGUCGACAGUUGUCCUAUUAUUUGCCGUAUGUUGGCUACCGAUACAUAUAUUUUCAUUGGUUGUCUACUUUUAUCCGGCAAUAUUGAACAUACGUACCAAAUACGGGUACAAUAUCUAUGUGUUUACCUAUUUUUUCUGCCAUUGGAUAUCACAGUUUCAUUCAUUGGUUAAUCCGGUUGUCUAUUGUUUUAUGAGCGAUAACUUUCGGAAUAGUCUGCGAUCAUUGAUUCAGACGUUUUUCAAUAGACUCAAGACUUGCGAAACUAAUCCAAACACCGGUGACAACAACGACAACCACAACAACAACCGCAACGACAAUCGCAAACGUCUGGCCAAUGAUGACGACGACGACGACGACGACGGCUGUACUGAUGGCUGUUAUCUAACACAGGAUCAGAGUCUGUCAUCAUAUGCUAUAGUCGUCAGCAAUAGUAACAGAGUUAUCACUGAUCUGAUCCCAAUCUCAAACAACAAUGUUAUUAUCAAUGAUGAAGACUAUCUGUAA